This is a messenger RNA of Colletotrichum siamense, 1059 nucleotides long. RefSeq lists its product as uncharacterized. Gene Ontology annotation, molecular function: peptidase activity. The transcript has a single exon. Bases 1 to 1059 code for a protein of 352 amino acids. The record is from RefSeq and is a predicted model, not a curated record. NCBI's taxonomy places the organism in Eukaryota, Fungi, Ascomycota, Sordariomycetes, Glomerellales, Glomerellaceae.
AUGUCGAACCCAACAGCGAUCAGAAAUGCGACCUUGAUCAUUGGCGUCAUCACUGGUUGGCUAUCUCUUUUGAUUUACGUGUGCAACGUUCAUCGAUCGCGAAAGGCUAGAAAAGCAGUCGCAGAACUGGACCUGACCGACCUUAGCCGAUACGACUUUCCGUCUUCCUCAGACCCUAAGAAGACCUUCAAGACAAUCCAGAAAAAAUGGCAAGAACAUCUCAAAACGAAGGCAGCCAGUCGACAGGAAGAAGAGAAGAGCACUGCCCACGGCGAACCUGUGUGGCUGUCGCUUUGGGCCUUCAGGGGCGAACUACGACACUGGCAACUUCUCUCCCACUGCUAUAAGUACGAAUUGCGGAGAAAGCAACGCCCCAAGCCUGCCCCCGAAGAAUCAGACGGUAGCCUCGACUCCUCUGCCGAUGAACAGACAACCGAAGCCGAGGGCGUCGUCGAACCUAUCGAUGAUGUGACAAACACGUCGGGAUUUGGCAGGUUCUACGAAGCCGCCACCCGCCAGUAUCCGAACUACGCUUCAGAUAUGGAGCAGCGGGACAGAGUGAUUGCAACUCGAGGCAGACCUGACGUCCAGAUCAAAGGCGGCCUCGUGAGCAUUGUGCUCAUCGGGUGGACCGACAAAACCAAAGACCAGGUCGACGAGGCAUUCUGGCAAGUUGAGAAGAACUUUGGAGACUAUCACCUCCUGAACAACAACUGCCAACAUUUUGUGCGAAACCUAGCCGACCUCAUUGUCUCCAAGAAAUCGCAGGACUGGAACUGGUUCCGAAAGAUGUCCUUGAAGAGUUACGGGGAAUACGUCGGCCCGCAAACUCUGGGGACCCCUGGAGGACUUGCUCGAUUAUUGCUGGUGAAACUGACAGCUUUGAGGGCAAGCAAGACCAUGACCGACCCAAUGGCUUUGAGGGUACUAGACGGCCAUAUAUCGGCGCUCAACUCUUACCUCCUUUCUCUGCAUGUGGAGCUUUCUAACGUUUGCAUUGCUUGUGCAUGGAGAGGGGGGCAAGUAGUUGCUGCUGAUCAAGCCGUAAUGCUUGUUUAG